AUGCAGGGCCGCAUGGUGAGGAGCUGGGCUCCUCUGGGUGUGCUCCUCAUCUGUCUUCAUCUCCCAGGCCUCUCUGCCCGGAGCAUUGGUGCAGCGGAAGAGAAAGCGCCCCAAGACUCAGGGACCAAUUUGCUUCUGCCUGGACAACCUUCCUCAACUGGCCCCUCCAACUCUGAACAUCCUCAGUCCCAACCAGAACUUAAGUCUAAUGAUUUAAGGAGCGCUCCUCUGAAUCCCAAUGCCUCUCCAUCAGAUGGCUCCCAAGCUGCAGGGGGUCCUGGAGUUCAGAGUUGGGCCCCAUCUGAGGGACUGUCUUAUGUGGAUUCCUGGGCCUAUGAGGAUCCUUGGCAGAUGAUGGCCGCUGGGAAUGAGGACUAUGUGGGGGAAGCACUGCCCCAGGAGCUGUAUUUCUUUUCUAAUGAUGCUGACCUCCCUCCAGGCAGCGGGCCCUUGCCUGCAGGGUCCUCAGGACACCCCACAGGGGCCCAACCUGAGACUUCACUCUCACAGAAGGACCCUGAAUCUACACAGCCACCUCUUUCUAAUACGGGGGCCCAAGAACAAACUUUUACCCAGCGACCCUUCUGGAAUUUUAUCAACAAGAUUCGACAGGCCCUCCUCUCUGGUCGCCCCUGUGGGCUCCUGAAACCCAGAGUGCCCUUGGCAGGUAAAGGUCCUGCAACUGGAUUGGGAACAAGGCCCAUGCCUCAUCCUGGGGUGCUCGGGGGCAUCAAAAAUCCAAAUACUGGCUGGGGGAAUAUUAAUCGGUUUCCAGGUAUCAGCGGGGGGAAUAUGAAUCAGUUUCCUGGUAUCACCGGGGGGAACAUGAAUCAGUUUCCUGGUAUCGGUGGGGGGAUUAUUAACCGGAUUCCUGGUAUUAAUAAUCUUUUUCCUCCUGGAGUUGCCCAUCCCCCUGGCUCUUCUCGGAGCAUCUCACCUGACUUGGCCAAUCCUGAAAAUGCUGGGUCAGAGUAG
This is a messenger RNA of Talpa occidentalis (Iberian mole), 975 nucleotides long. It is a transcript of the gene CUNH6orf15, whose product is annotated as chromosome unknown C6orf15 homolog. NCBI's taxonomy places the organism in Eukaryota, Metazoa, Chordata, Mammalia, Eulipotyphla, Talpidae. The transcript is spliced from 3 exons. The coding region runs from base 1 to 975 and encodes 324 amino acids. The record is from RefSeq and is a predicted model, not a curated record. Gene Ontology annotation, biological process: extracellular matrix organization. Gene Ontology annotation, cellular component: extracellular matrix.